Molecule: messenger RNA, 1113 nt
Organism: Planococcus citri (citrus mealybug)
Lineage: Eukaryota; Metazoa; Arthropoda; Insecta; Hemiptera; Pseudococcidae
Product: histone H4
Exons: 1
Coding region: 734-1045 (103 amino acids)
Biological process (GO): nucleosome assembly
Cellular component (GO): nucleosome
Molecular function (GO): DNA binding; protein heterodimerization activity; structural constituent of chromatin
Source: RefSeq, a predicted model, not a curated record
CUCGCGUACUAGACGUUGAAACGGUAAUCUUCUAAUCAAAAGCUCGGUGCUUUUUUGGUAACGACGAAUUUCACUCAAAGCAGCAGUUCCUGGACGAUAUCGAUAUUUACGUUUCUUCUUUUCCUCCAAAUAACUGGCAGUUUUACGCGAUUGAUGAGAAAAAGUUGAGUUUCUUCCAAAUCCAACAACUUUUCGAGCGACGUAGGGUGAGGUUCGGACCAUCGCGAUAAUGAUUGUAUAAUUGAAAAAAUUAAUUUAAAAUGAUGACCGGUUUAAUUAAAAGCUCCAAGCUUCCAAAUUAGUAGUAAAACAGUAUAGGUGAACACCAAGUAUAAGAUUCAAGACAAUAAAAUUAAAAAUGUCGUCACUUCUUCCGUUAAUGUCAAAAGUUGUAAAAUUUGUAAUUAUCAAUAAUUGAAAGUAGGUCACGAUUUUCGAAUAUCUGCGAUUGUUACCUGUUGCAUGGAAAAUCAAAACGGAAAAUAUUCCCAAAUUUACAAAGAAUGAAAGCUGAACUCCCAUUGGUCCAAUUACCUUUACGAGCUAAAACCAAAACAGUUGAUAUUUUUUUCAAAUACUCGCUCGCUCAUUGGCCGAGGUCGAAUCGAAUUCUAGCCAAUGAGGAACGAGCAUUCGUAUUUCAUUUUUGUAUAAAUACUGGUACGAAGCAUUACUGUAAUCAUUCGUUUCUCUUGUUCCAUUUUGUUCUGUGCAAGAAGCUUCAUUUAUCAAGAUGACUGGACGCGGUAAAGGAGGAAAAGGUUUGGGAAAAGGUGGCGCCAAACGUCAUCGUAAAGUUUUACGUGAUAACAUCCAAGGUAUCACGAAACCAGCAAUCCGUCGUCUGGCUAGACGUGGUGGUGUCAAACGUAUCUCCGGCUUGAUCUACGAAGAAACCCGUGGUGUCCUCAAAGUAUUCUUGGAAAACGUUAUUCGUGAUGCUGUUACCUACACCGAACACGCCAAGAGGAAAACCGUCACCGCCAUGGAUGUCGUAUACGCCUUAAAACGUCAAGGCAGAACCCUCUACGGUUUCGGAGGUUAAGCGCGUCCAAUUUUGGAAUAUUUCCAGAUUCAAAAUCCGUUAAAACGGCCCUUUUCAGGGCCAACAAA